AUGUCUUCCAUCCUCACAGCGAACUCCCCCCUCCUGUCCCUCACAACUAGCACGGCACUAAAUCCCUACAUCACCGGGCCCCUGCUACUCCUUCUCACUAAGAUCCCGCAAUCGCUUCGCGAUGAGCUACUUCGCCGACUCUCAUCCUCCUCGGCGUUACAUAUUCAAAAAGCACUUCCAACGACCAUCAAGACCCUCAAAUGGCUAGUUUCGCUCGGAUUGGUAACGAGGGUCAAUCGCGUCCUCAAUCAAGCCGCAUUGAACGGAUGGCGCUUCAGAACUUCAAAGGAACACAAGAGGUGGAAUUGGGAGAAGGAGGUUGCAGUCGUGACGGGUGGCAGUAGUGGGAUUGGGGAAGCGGUGGUCAAAUUGCUGGUAGCGAGGCACGUGAGAGUUGCGAUUGUGGAUGUGCUGCCGUUGGGCGAGGAAGCGGAGAAGGACCCCCGCAUCACCCACUUCCCCUGCAAUCUCACCUCUCCCACCGCUAUUGCCUCUACCGCCACCCUCAUUCGCGAGGCUCUGGGAAACCCUUCCAUCCUCAUCAACAACGCCGGCAUCGCCAAAAGCCACAGCAUCCUCGACACCUCCGACGAAUUUCUGCACAAGAUGUUCGCCGUCAACCUCUUCAGCCAUUGGAGCACGGUUCAAGCGUUUCUACCAGAUAUGAUCAAGAACAACAAAGGCCACAUCGUCAGUAUAGCUAGUCUCGCGAGCUAUGUCACUCUGGCAGGGAUGGCGGAUUAUGCGGCGGCGAAAGCGGGGGCACUUUCGUUCCAUGAGGAACUCCGCGCCCUAUACCACGCGCCAAAUGUGCUUACGACUUCGGUGCAUCCUACCUUUGCUGCUACGGCCCUGACGGCAUCGUGGCAGAGCACGCUCGAAGGGAAUGGGGCAACUAUCUUGAAGAAGGAGAAGAUUGCGGAGGCAGUGGUGGAGCAGGUGCUUAGUUGCAAGGGUGGCCAGCUACUCAUCCCGGGAAGGGUGGGCUGGAUGACGAUGCUGAAGGGGCUGCCGAAUUGGGUGCAGGAAGUGCUGAGGGAUCGGGGGAGUGAGGGCGUGAUGGACGCGAAAGGGAAAUUGAUGGGGACUUAAGGUUUCGAGGGAGACGGCUUCGAGACGGCUUCCGGCGGAAGUAAUGGAGGUAAAGCGUUUUCUGGGAGCAGGGGUGAUACAGUGUCUUGUUCAAGACAUCCGGAUAUUGCUCAUGGUGCCUCAUGGGAGGCUAAGAAUUUCGAGUCAGAUUGAAGUUAGGCAUUUUGAGCGACUAGUUAGUUGUUAUGGCAGUACGGAUAGUGGUGGAAGGAGUGCACGGACUGGAAUGUGAGUUAAUACGUUGAGAGCCUGUAAGCAGGCAGUAGCAGGAAGGCGUACCAACAUCUGUCUAACACGAGACACUAAUAAAAGGAGACUAUCAUGUGGUGGAGCUUUAUCACGUGUUUGCAGAC
Molecule: messenger RNA, 1445 nt
Organism: Mytilinidion resinicola
Lineage: Eukaryota; Fungi; Ascomycota; Dothideomycetes; Mytilinidiales; Mytilinidiaceae
Product: NAD(P)-binding protein
Exons: 3
Coding region: 1-1092 (363 amino acids)
Molecular function (GO): oxidoreductase activity, acting on the CH-OH group of donors, NAD or NADP as acceptor
Source: RefSeq, a predicted model, not a curated record